UCUAAAGAAAAGCUUAACUAAUAUUCACUUUGCUUAUGUUAAUCUCUAACUUAAUUUUCAAUUGUCUUUUUGCCCUUACAUUAGUCUCUAAGUUAAUUGUAAGCCCUUUAUAAGUAUCAGACUCCGUUACUCUCUUCCUUGAACCUCACCUUCAGGGACACAGACCACCCACCCACCCACCCCCAUCCCGUUCCGUUCUCAUCCCCAACUCAACCACCUUUCUUUCUUCCUUCAAUCUCUUCCAAAUUCAGUAUCCAAUUCUCUUUCAACCUUUCUCUCUUUUUCGACAAACGGAAAAUCAUUCCAAUGACAUCACCAUCUACUACAAUACCAAUCACAGUAACCAACACGGACUCGUCACGUGACUCAAAUACAAAGAAACCAAAGAACAAGAAGCAUCAUCAAGAUUCUCAAGAUUCUCAAGGUUCUCAGAUUCAGAUCAACCCUAAAUGGAAAUCCCAAGCGCAGCAUCAAAUCUACUCCGCCAAGCUUCGUCGAGCCAUAACAUCGCUCAACUCAACAACCACUCCUCGCCGUGGAAAAGCCGUCCGAGAAGCCGCCGACAGAGCUCUCGCCGUGACAGCCAAGGGAAGAACCCGAUGGAGCCGAGCCAUUCUGUAUAGCCAGCUCAAACUCAAGUUCAGGAAGAAUAAGAAUAAGAAGAAGAAGAUACAUCGCGUAACCAAGAAGUCGAGAAUCAAUGUUUUCCGGUUGAAAGGAAAGGUGGUUCCCGGUGUACAGAGUAAAGCAAGGUUUCUUGGACGGUUGGUUCCUGGUUGUAAGAAGGAACCGUUAUCGGUAAUUUUGGAAGAAGCUAUUGAUUAUAUACCUGCGCUUGAGAUGCAGGUUAGAGCCAUGAGUGCUCUUUUCAAUCUGUUAUCGGCGUCUACUUCCGGCGCCGGUGACGGUUCUGGUUCCGGCUGUUAAAACACUUUUGGUUUUCGGGUUUUAAUUUGUAUUUAAUUGUAAUAUACGUCAAGUGUCCAUUUUUUUAAUUUUUAUUAUUGUUAUUAUUUACUAUUACCUCUUUUAAGGGAAAAAUUAUAUGUCCUUGUGUGUUUUCUUUUUCUCUA
This is a messenger RNA of Lathyrus oleraceus (garden pea), 1073 nucleotides long. RefSeq names its product transcription factor bHLH147. The coding region runs from base 307 to 927 and encodes 206 amino acids. The record is from RefSeq and is a predicted model, not a curated record. Gene Ontology annotation, biological process: regulation of DNA-templated transcription. Lineage: Eukaryota; Viridiplantae; Streptophyta; Magnoliopsida; Fabales; Fabaceae. Gene Ontology annotation, molecular function: protein dimerization activity. The transcript has a single exon.